AAAGAAUCAUUUAAUACUUCAACAAAUAUUUUAGAAUCUAAUAAUGAUAAUGGAUCAUAUGAUUAUGUGUCUAAUAUUUUAAAUAAUUAUUAUAACCAAAAUGAAUUAUAUAAUCAAAUUGAACUAUCAUUAUAUAAUUAUAAUUUAAAUAAUUCUUUUUUAGAUGAUUUCGAAUCUAGGCUUAAUUUAGAAGAUUCUAUGAUAUCUGAUAAUUAUUAUUCACAAAGUUCUUUAGAAGAUUUAAAGACAAAUAAAACUCAGCUCAAAAUUAUUGAAUUAGAUGAUGAUAAUUUGAAUAAUGAUUUAGAUUCAAGCAACAAUAUAAUAGAUUCAUAUAAUAAUAUAAUGAGUUCACAAGAAACUAUUAUAAUUAGUAGUAAUUCAGAAAGCCAGUCUUAUCGUUAUACAGCUCAAAAAAAAGAAAAAUAG
Cetraspora pellucida is the source of this 429-nucleotide messenger RNA. The record is from the annotation of a GenBank genome assembly. Lineage: Eukaryota; Fungi; Glomeromycota; Glomeromycetes; Diversisporales; Gigasporaceae.